AUGUCUUCAAUCUGUUCCACCUGUCGGUCAUUUUCAGGUGUUUACAGUCAAUCCACAGGUGUGCAGGUAGUUCGCCAAGAUGCGGCACGGUAUAUAGAAAAGCGUGAUGGCAUUCCGGCUAAUGAGCAUGAUAUAUUUCUGUCAACCGGUGCUAGUGAAGCUGUCAAGUAUAUACUGCAGCUUGUGUCCACUGGACGAAGUGGGAAUGAAAGGGCUGGUAUAAUGGUCCCUAUACCUCAGUAUCCACUUUACUCGGCUACCAACGCGGAGUAUAAUGCUCAUCAA
Dicrocoelium dendriticum is the source of this 285-nucleotide messenger RNA. Lineage: Eukaryota; Metazoa; Platyhelminthes; Trematoda; Plagiorchiida; Dicrocoeliidae. The record is from the annotation of a GenBank genome assembly.